AUGCUCGCUGUGAAACUGAUUCGGAUUGAAGCCGUUGUAGCUGCCGUGCUAAUACUGCUCAUCUCUUCCUGCACAUACCUGAAACGCCGCCGCCGGCUUCGGGGGACAACUACUACCUUCAUCGGCCACAAUAUGGUCAAACCCCACGUCCAACCACCUCUGAGACCGCAGAGUUCGUAUACGCCUUCCCCCGCGAAUCAGGCGUCGUAUCCUUCCAAUAACAACAACUACUUUACAUAUCAACCGUCCGCUCCACCGUAUGGGCAGCAGCAGCAGAGCCCAUUUGGUACAUAUCAGCAGCAAGCGUAUCAUCCUUCCUACAACGCUGCUCCGCAGCCAACGUACCCUCCCCACACUGAACCGCCGAGGCAGUACGCUCCCCCGACAUCCCCCCCUCCCUCUGCUCAGAGGAGCUCAGUUUCGCAGGCAGAAGCUCCCACGUCCGACUCGAACAACACCAGAUGGUCGUCCUUCAACCCUUACAAUAACUUGGUCGAAGCUGAUGAACCCGUGGUCCCCAUGCCCAUGCCCAUCCCGUCGAUCCCCUCGUCUCACCAACCACCCAUUAAUCCGCCCGCUGCACAUACUCGUGCAAACCCGUCUGCACUAAGUUCUCCGUCGACUUCGGACCCGGUGUUUACGCCUGCUUCGAAUUUACGACCUUCAGCGUCCGUGUCGUCUGCGCGCAACGCAGCAACAAGCGUCUCUCCAGCGCAGAGCGCACUGAUGCCGCAAGUAACGGACGCCUAUUCCCUCCAUCCUACCAAGCAAGCUGUCGUGCUCUCUCCUUCGUUCCAAGAGGGCGCUUCUGGCUCGGGAGCCACUUCUCAACCCUCUCCACAGUCUUCCCUUCCAUCCGUUCACCAGCCGGCUAACGUGCCGCCACCUGCAUCUCCGCCACCAAGAGUUACAUCCCCCGUCAACGAAACUUUCGAUCCGCCGCCCAGAUACUCCGAAUUCAGCUAA
Messenger RNA from Pleurotus ostreatus (oyster mushroom), 966 nucleotides. RefSeq lists its product as uncharacterized. Bases 1 to 966 code for a protein of 321 amino acids. The transcript is spliced from 2 exons. NCBI's taxonomy places the organism in Eukaryota, Fungi, Basidiomycota, Agaricomycetes, Agaricales, Pleurotaceae. The record is from RefSeq and is a predicted model, not a curated record.